ACAAGGCCCCUAAGAUGUUGCUUCACAUCGCAUGCUGAGCAGCAGACAAGACUCCUUAAGUCUUCUUGAUGCGGCUUCAUACAGCUCACUGAGCAGCAGACUAUUCUUUCUAUGAUUUGCGAACAGCACUUAAACGUCGUGAUAUCACGUCGUGACCUAUUCUAUCCUUCACGAAAGCAGUCACCAUUCCACGGCUUCCACACAGCCACUUUCAAUGACAACGCAUCUAGGCCAUAUCAUAUCUCCAGGUCUAGGCACUAUGACAUACCUAACCACCUCCAUCAUCACACAAACUGCGGAAGAAAGUUGCCAACAUGGGCCUCUUCAGCUCGUCAAAGCCCAAAGAUGAGAAGCUCUCAGUCAUAUCAUACCCUGUUCUUAUAAAUUCGUCCCUUGGGUUUGGAAUCGAGCCUGAAGCCCUCGUUCCUCAACUAAGUACCCAACAGAGACGGCUUGACGCAUUCAAACAGCUUUCGACGGAGACACCGUUUCCUGUCUUAUCGUGGAGACCGCCUCCUCCACCCCCCCUAUCACGACAAGCAGAUGCUCACCCGCCGCGCUCAACAAUCCCACCUCCUCGUCCACCACGCCCACCACCCCAUCUCUGCCCUCCCAUUCCAGUGACACACCUACACGACAAACCCCUUCCAGCAACCCCCCUCCCCCCACUAACCCGUACUGAAAUCACCCAACGCUGGGCCUCCGCCCUCACACGCGCACGCAACGGAGCCAUCCCAAGCGCGCGACAAGCCUUCCUAUCCCUACUCACACGCGCCCACGGCAGCGACCACUACAUGAUGCGGGCGCAGCUCUGGGCCAACAUCGGGCUUCUGUACAUGCGGACAGGAGAGCACGGCAGCGCGCGCACAGCGUUUGCGCGCGGAUGGCUGCUCAAUCGGGCGGAUCCACUGUGUCAAUUCUUGUUGGGGACGGUGGAGUAUGCGCUUGGAGAGUAUGGGGCUGCGAGGCAGAGUUUUGUGGAGUGUGGGGCUUGGAUGAGGAGAAUGCAGAGGGAGUGGGGGCCUAGAAGAGGGAACGAGUGUGUGGAGUGGGAUUAUUGGGGGGAGAGGUUCGAUUUUGUGCUUAGGGAGGUGGAUGUACGGUGGAAUGCGGCACGGUGUGAGGAUGCGUGGAGUGGGAUGGAGAAGGGAAUGGAACUUGGGGAGGUGAGGAUCAGGGGUGUACCUGAGGGGAGGUUGUUUGGGGUGCCGGAUUUUGGUGGCGACGAAGACGAGACUAAGAGUAUGGGGGAGAAUGAGCAUCUUGAAGACGACGUGAAGAGUAUGGAGAAAAAUGAGCAUCUUGAAGACGAGGUAAAGAGUAUUGGGGAAAAUGAGCAUCUUGAAGACGAGGUUGAAGAUGAUAGUAGCGCUGACUGCCGCAGCGUUGAGACGGUGAGACCUGAGAAGAUUAAUGAGCCCGAAGAGGAAGAAUUGUGUCGUGUUUGGACUGAGAAGGCGUUCCGCGCAUCAAGUAUUUAUUCUAGACCUACGACAUAUGGGGAAAUGAACUGGCCAAACAUGAUGCGGCCUCCAAUGUCAUCAACACCACCACCAGUGCCUCCGAUGCCAUCUAGGUCACCCCCAGAACGGCCAGAUUCACCUCUGGUUUACCUCCAGCCGAUGGUGUACGAUGGUACCACCACACUAGCAGAGAAACAAGGACAUGAAAUGUUGAAGCCAGCAGCAGACGGGGAUGCGGAAGUUGGCGAAGAAGAUGAAGAAGAAGAAGAAGACGAAGAAGAAUCUCCCACGUGGGACAUUUUGAAGCUGAUCGAAGAGGAAAUAAGAGAUCAGGCUACAUUAAAGUUAAAUCCUGGUCCCAAGAUGCGUCCUGUUCUGGUGCAUGCAGAAUCCUAUUUGUCGAACAGGACAACGACAAAGAGCGUUGUUCCAUCGGAAAUGUUCUUCGACCCCAGCACGCUUGCACGAAAGUUCUCGAACACCUCAACAAUCACAAUUUUCCCAUCAGGUGCGCAGAGUGGAGAGCAACCCGCGGCAUCAAUACCACCCCCAUUGCCUGCAGUAGUCGGCCAUCGAUACGAAUGGAUGGAAACUCCAUUGCCAGUUCCAGAGAGCUCGGACACCCCAAUAAAUCGGACGAUCAAGAUGCCCUUCUUUCGCAGGGUCCUAGCACAGUCACCAACAAAGCCAGAUGGGAGCUCGAUCAUGACUUUUCCGAUGCGAUCUCGGAGUAAGCUGAAGAAGGUCGAACGUUGCAACUCGGCGCGUUCUCAGCCUGAAAAGAGCUCUCUUCGGCAUGCUCCAUCCAAACUUCCGACUUUUUUCACCUACAAAACUAUCAAGGAUGCAGCAAGUGGUGACUUAGGUGGAUCUUGAGCGAAC
Pseudovirgaria hyperparasitica is the source of this 2345-nucleotide messenger RNA. RefSeq lists its product as uncharacterized. The coding region runs from base 315 to 2339 and encodes 674 amino acids. The transcript has a single exon. Gene Ontology annotation, molecular function: protein binding. The record is from RefSeq and is a predicted model, not a curated record. Lineage: Eukaryota; Fungi; Ascomycota; Dothideomycetes; Acrospermales; Acrospermaceae.